CUCCCAACUUCUUUCUCUCUUUCAAAACCAAAUUCAUGACCUCCAACAAGAAGAAAAACAACAUGGACAGUAAAAGCCAAGAUAGGGUACUGAAUAAUAACACAGCAGUAAGCUGGGGAUAUUCUGAUAGAAAUGGCAAUGGCAGUGAAAUACCCAAGUUCAGAUCAUUCCCACCUUCUUCAUUGCCUCUAUCGCCUCCUCCAGUUUCUCCCUCUUCUUAUCUGGCUAUCCCACCUGGUUUAAGCCCAACUGAUUUCUUGAGCUCGCCUCUGUUUUCUUCCAUGAAUUAUGCUAAUCUGCCAUCUCCGACUACUGGGGCUUUUGCUGGUCAAGCAUUCCACUACAUGAGCGAUUCUGCUAAUCACAACCAGCAGCUAGGAAUGAAGGAGGAAAACAAAUUUAGUUCUGAUUUCUCUUUUCAACCAGAAACAAAGCCUGCUGCAAUAUCAUCAUCCAUCUUCCAGUCUUCUUUCGCAGUGGAGGAAUCCAUGAAAAGACAACAGGAAGCAUGGAAUUUCAACAAACCUACAAAUCAAACUGAAUUUUCAUUGGAGAUAGUUGAAGUAAAAUCAGAGUUUGCACCCAUGAAGAGCUUCAGAACUUCAGAAAUGGCUACAACCCAAGAAAAAAUGCAGAGUAGUUCCGCUCCUUUGUCCAGCCACGAUCAAUAUACUCGACCACCUCAAUAUAUCAGAGAGCAAAGGAAAACAGAUGAUGGAUACAACUGGAGGAAAUAUGGACAAAAAAAUGUGAAAGGAAGUGAAAACCCGCGUAGUUAUUACAAGUGCUCGUUUCGAGGCUGUCCCAUGAAGAAAAAAGUUGAGACAUCUUUGGAUGGACAGAUUACUGAAAUAGUAUACAAAGGAAGCCAUAAUCAUCCCAAGCCUCAGUUCAAUAGGAGAUCAUCUUCUCAAUCAAUCCAAUCUUCAUCCUGCACUAAUAUGGGAAUUCCUGAUCAUUCAGCUGUAACAGUUGGAAAUACACAAAUGGCGUCUGUCACAGCACAUGAGGAGGAUUCUUCAGCCUCAGUUGGAGAGGACGAGUUUGAUCAAAGGUCUCCAACGAGUAAUUCGGCUGGAGAUGACGAUGAGAAUGAGCCUGAGGCCAAAAGAUGGAAGAGAGAAAAUGAAAACGAGGGGAUUUCAGCUUCUGGGAGUAGGACUGUGAGAGAACCUAGAGUUGUAGUUCAAACAACAAGUGAAAUUGAUAUUCUUGAUGAUGGGUACAGAUGGAGGAAAUAUGGACAGAAAGUAGUCAAGGGAAAUCCAAAUCCAAGGAGCUACUACAAAUGUACAUUCAUAGGCUGUCCAGUGAGGAAACAUGUUGAGAGAGCAUCUCAAGACAUGAGGGCGGUGAUCACCACUUAUGAAGGGAAACACAAUCAUGAUGUUCCGGCAGCUCGUGGCAGUGGCAAUUAUGCUGUGAAUAGACCUCAAUCCAAUGCCAAUAGCAGCAGCUACGUACCCAUGCCCAUAAGGCCCUCAGCCAUGCCCACCCAUAUUAACCAGACUAGUUACUCCGAUUCUUUCCAGAACACAAGGUUGCCAACAUCUGCAAGUCAAUCAACAUAUACCUUACAAAUGUUGCAGGGCCAAGGAGGUGUCCCAUUUUCAGGUUACACAAACCAAAAUCAAGCUGCCUACAUGGAUCAGACACAACGCUCGGAAGGGCGAAACACGUUCCUCGAGUCAUUCUUUUCUGAGGAUUACUAACUUUGCAAUAGAAGGAAAACAGACCAACCAAUUCAAUUUGUUUUUAUUUUUUCAAUUUUUUUUUUUAGGUCUAUUCUCUUAGAGGAUAAGCUGUGUAAUAUUAGGGACUGGAAUAAGCAAGAGUAAGUUGCAUUUC
Messenger RNA from Juglans microcarpa x Juglans regia, 1848 nucleotides. Its product is annotated as probable WRKY transcription factor 33. Gene Ontology annotation, molecular function: sequence-specific DNA binding; DNA-binding transcription factor activity. Gene Ontology annotation, biological process: regulation of DNA-templated transcription. NCBI's taxonomy places the organism in Eukaryota, Viridiplantae, Streptophyta, Magnoliopsida, Fagales, Juglandaceae. The transcript is spliced from 5 exons. Bases 36 to 1712 code for a protein of 558 amino acids. The record is from RefSeq and is a predicted model, not a curated record.